AUGGCGGAAAAACCAAUCUCGGAUGGUACUGAAGCCUCCAGAAGAAAGGAUGAGGUGAUCGACGAUAUGUUUAGCCACCUAGAGCUAAACGAUGAUGAGCUUGAUGAUGUGGUGAUCGGAGCCCAGGAAGCGAAGGAAUAUCAAAAAGAUGCGCGAUGGCUAGCGAUUGGGAAAGUGCACACAAACAGAUCGUUUAGUGCAGAUGCCCUAUUUGAAAAGAUGAAAAGCAUCUGGAACCUAGCAAGAGAUCCAAUCUGCCGUGAAGCUGGUGAGAACCUUUUCAUUUUUCAGAUGCACUGCUUGGCGGAUUGGAAAAAAGUAGUACAUCAGGGCCCUUGGACCUUCCGUGGUUUUGGCCUACUGGUUGAGGACUAUGAUGGCCUCAGCGAUCCUGAGGAGUUUAACUUUGGUGGCAUGCAUGUUUGGGCUCAGAUCCAUGGGAUCCCAGAGCUGUAUCGUAAGCUGGAAGUAGUCGAUGAUCUGGCUCGUCGAGUCGGGAAAGUAAAGGAAGUUCAAAUGUCGCCAAAAUUGUUUUAUGAAGGAAACUAUGUUCGCAUUAGGGUCAGAAUUGAUGUAGCAAAGCCAAUGCUCCGUUUUACAUCUCUCUCCCUACCGGAGGGGAGGAAGAGACUCCCAGUGAAAUAUGAGAAAGUGCCCUUUUUCUGUAAGCGGUGUGGAUUGUUCGGCCAUGGCCAUGAGGAGUGUGGUGAUGGGGUCUGGGAAGAGAACCAAUUGCAAUAUGGAAACUGGAUGCUAGCUACACGGAGAGUGAACCAACCUUCCCUGGCACCUCGACGUUUUGUUCCUUCUGAACCAAUUAGAGGUGGAUGGGCUGGGAGGGGAGCCACACAUCAAACAUCAAACAGGAAGCGGUCAUCAGAAGAAGCGUCACUCUCUAAUGCAGAAGACCUCAAGGACACAUGCUCUAGCCCAGUUAAAAAUUCCCAAAGUGACGAACCUGCUGAUGAGGAAGAAAAUGAUACUGAUGCUAGAAGAAAGUUGAUUUUGGCUAACACUGAAAUGCAGGCUGAUGGGAAUACCAUGGACAUUGGAAUUGAUGGUGGUGGUACACUGACGCCACCACUUCCUCAUGGCUAUGUCAAGCAGAAGGAGAAGAAACAAAGGAAGGUUAUUUCAGCUACAAAUGGAAACGAACUGGCAACAUCGGCGGCCUCCUCCGAGGAGGACCGCCGGGCCCAAUGA
Messenger RNA from Lolium perenne, 1203 nucleotides. The record is from RefSeq and is a predicted model, not a curated record. Lineage: Eukaryota; Viridiplantae; Streptophyta; Magnoliopsida; Poales; Poaceae.